Messenger RNA from Actinia tenebrosa (Australian red waratah sea anemone), 2250 nucleotides. RefSeq lists its product as uncharacterized. Gene Ontology annotation, molecular function: oligosaccharide binding. NCBI's taxonomy places the organism in Eukaryota, Metazoa, Cnidaria, Anthozoa, Actiniaria, Actiniidae. The record is from RefSeq and is a predicted model, not a curated record.
UUCCAGUUUGGCAACGUUUACAGAACGUGUAUGUAAUAAUGAUCACCGAUCAUCUUCUAAAGCGUUAUUAGAAUGCUACGCUUUGACUUUUUGACAACGAAAAUUGGCGGUCAAAAUUGACCAACCUUCCCAAGCUCCUCUCAUGCGGGGCAUCUCUACGUGCCACAGUCACCAGAACCAGACGCGUCGAAGAAUUUUCCCGCCCUUAUACAAUACCGCUUGAUUCAUUAGAAGAGUAGUUUGGAUUCAAGAGGACAAACAAAGACAGAAUGUCCCGACGCGUAUACAACACUCUAAACAACCAUUUACCGGCGGAUUGCCGUGCUUUCAUUUGAUAAAUGGCCAUAAUUGGAAGACUUCCUUCUUUAGCUGACGAUGAAGCAGAUGAAAUCAUUCACGGCCGAUAAAAUAAAGUAUAUUACUUCCAUGUUAGUAUAGAAUCAGCAGACUUUUACUGUUUCUAAUACUUUGUCGAUCAUUCCUGAGGAUUUUGGAACUUCACUACACCGGAAAAUUUGGCGGAGUUUCACAAGGGUGCUGGAUAUCUUCAAUCUUUUGUUUCCUGGACCUUAGUUAUCGAUUAGCCAACCAGACGAUCCAAACUAAUGAUUCCGGCGCCAAAAUGAAGCAUUCCCUUCUCAUUUCUUCGUACAUCGCAGUGUAUAUCUUGUCAGUCUACAAUCGCGUUGUCCAGUCUUCAGGUUGUCCGUGCAGGGCUACGCUAUCAUUGGAAGAUGUAAUAGCCAAUCACGUCUUGCAUGGGCACGUGAUUUCUACCUCAGCAGUAGCGGACGUUGGGCAGUGUUUUCACAUGUGUGUCUAUAGCAACGUGGUGUGCAAGUCUUUUAAUAUUUGGAAGAGAGAGGACAGUGGGUUUUGGUGUGAGCUGAAUGACCGGAACAAGGAUGUUGAUCGUCAUGCUCUCGAAGCUAACGUUGGAAGAGAUUACUACGAAGUGAACAGUAGAAUGCUACCCAAGCCGCAUUACUUCAAGGAUUGCAACUGUAAACACUACAUCGAGUUUACUUGUGAAUGUCAAGACGGUUACCUUGGUAACCAGUGUGACAAGAAGGCUCGGUCAUGCCAGGAUUACCUUCGUUUCAAGCAAAACUAUUCAUCCGGUAUUUACCUGGUAUUUGAUGGUAAUGAUACCAUAUUUUCUGUCUACUGUGACAUGGAUGUUGCACUCUUGUCCGCCUGGACGCUGGUCCUGUCAUAUGCCUUGCAGUACAAUACCGAAUUCAAUUCAACUCCAUUCUUUGUGGAUAACCCUUUGGAUGAAGACAAUCCAAACUGGUCCUUCUACAGGCUCUCGCUUUCUAGAAUGUACUCCAUUCGCUCUUCUUCGGACUCCUGGAGAGCUUCCUGCAGCUACUCCACAUACGGCAUAGACAAGCGCGACUAUGCAGUAGCGAGAUGGACAGACAUUGAUCUACUCUCCUUCGACGGCAGCGGCUGCCACAGAUUCACCUACAUCGACAUCCGGGGAUCUCAUUGCUCUAACUGUACCACGUGGAUACACCAGGGUUUUAGGUCCCGUAUGUUCCUUGUGGCUGCAUGUUAUGGACAGAGUAAAAGAUGUGAUCUUGUGGCUACACCAGACUCUAGUCUUUAUGAGGAAAGUUUCGGAUACUAUAUGAGAAUUAGCCGUCAGUUCAGGUGUACGGCGGAUGAAGACUCGACGACAGAGUUUUGGUUUGGAGGGAAAAUCUAAGAGAGAAUUGUAAAAGAAAGACUGUGGGAUGCUUCUCACGGUGUUUUUCUCGGGUUCUUUUUUCGCAUCUCAAGCUUCAUUCUACUCCCAUUACUAGCUAGUUAUUCCUUGAUAAAGUUUAUCUAUAGGUUAAUUAAAGUAUAUAGAAUGCACAGACAUUCAGUGACAAUUAGAGAACAUUUUGGAUAAAGAUAAUUCUCCUUCGUAUUGCCAAACUCUCAGGCGACAACCUUAAGGCCAGAAAAAAGUCUACGAACUGCUUCAAAUAAGAAAAAAACAUUUCGAAAGACCCCGACUACGACCAUAAAACUCACUAAAAAACAGAUGACUGCCAAUUCUGACUCAUUCUUCUGACAAUCUAGUCAAAUCUUGUCUGUAAAAAAUCAGGUGCUUUUAAAGUAAUCGAUCGUAAUUGAUUUCUCAAUAUUUCCCGUCUUUUGCUGACACUUUGCUUUUUCACGUCCUUCCUCGACAAAUAUUUGGAUUCACUUCAAAUAAAUCAAAGUGAAAAAUAAAUAGAUGAGGACAUACUCUUC